Messenger RNA from Ananas comosus (pineapple), 5754 nucleotides. RefSeq names its product THO complex subunit 2. Gene Ontology annotation, cellular component: THO complex part of transcription export complex. Bases 232 to 5340 code for a protein of 1702 amino acids. The transcript is spliced from 33 exons. Gene Ontology annotation, molecular function: mRNA binding. Lineage: Eukaryota; Viridiplantae; Streptophyta; Magnoliopsida; Poales; Bromeliaceae. The record is from RefSeq and is a predicted model, not a curated record. Gene Ontology annotation, biological process: mRNA export from nucleus; mRNA processing.
UCCGUCUCCAACGCCCCGUAAUCCAAUUCUCUGAUGAAACCCUACUCCUCUCCCUCUGCACACCGUCCCUCCUCCCUCUCCCUCUCCCUCUCCCUCUCCCUCUCCCUCUCGAGCUCCUGGAAACCCUAACCAUAACCCUAAUUCUCUAUCUCUCUCUCUAUCUCUAUCUCUAUCUCUAUCUCUAUCUCUCUCGGCCUCUCUUUCUCUCUUUGUCGUUCUCCCCUGCCUUUGAUGUCCCUCCAAUCCCCGGAGUUCAAGUACAUCACGCAGGAGUGCCUCCGAGAAUGGAAGAGCUCCAACCCUAGCUUCAGGCUCCCCGAUCCGGUCCCGAUGAACCGGUUCCUGUACGAACUCUGCUGGGCCAUGAUUCGAGGGGAGUUGCCGUUUCCGAAGUGCAGGGCGGCGUUGGAUUCUGUGGUGUUCAAAGAGGAGCAGGGGAGGGAGGAGAUGGGGUCCGUUCUUGCGGAUAUCAUCGCACACCUGGCUCUAGAUCUUACGAUCUCUGGGGAUCAUCGCAUUCGCCUUGUUAAAAUGGCAAAAUCGCUGGUGGAAUCUUCUUUUGUUCCAGCAAGGCUUUUGCAAGAGCGCUGUGAAGAAGAAUUUCUGUGGGAAGCGGAAUUAAGCAAGGCAAAAGCUCAAGAUCUUAAGACCAAAGAGGUUAGAGUUAAUACUCGCCUUCUUUAUCAGCAAACAAAGUUCAAUCUUUUACGGGAAGAGAGUGAGGGUUAUGCUAAGUUGGUUACACUUCUUUGUCAAGGUGGUUUAGAUUCAAUUAAUCGAAAUACAUCAAGAGUGACAAUUAGUAUUAUAAAGUCAUUAAUUGGGCAUUUCGAUCUGGAUCCUAAUCGCGUUUUCGAUAUUGUGCUGGAGUGUUUUGAACUCUAUCCCGAGAAUCAUAUAUUUUAUAACUUGAUUCCUAUAUUUCCGAAGUCACACGCUGCUCAAGUUUUGGGAUUUAAGUUCCAGUAUUACCAGCGAGUUGAAGUCAAUACUCCUGUUCCUUCUAGCCUUUUCCGACUUGCAGCUUUACUGGUGAAAGCAGAAUUUAUCGAUCUUGAUAGUAUAUACACACACUUACUUCCCAAGGAUGAUGAGGCAUUUGAGCACUAUGAUGCUUUUAUUGCAAAACGGAUUGAUGAGGCUAAUAAAAUUGGUAAAAUAAAUCUUGCUGCUACUGGGAAGGACCUCAUGGAAGAUGAAAAACAAGAUGUAACUAUUGAUUUGUAUACUGUGUUGGACAUGGAAAGUGAUGCAGUUAGUGAACGAGCUUCUGAGAAUGAAAAGAAUCAGAAACUUGGGUUGCUCGCUGGUUUCCUUUCUAUUGAUGAUUGGUUCCAUGCCCAAAUACUUUUUGAUCGUCUUGGUCACCUAAAUCCUGUUGAGCAUGUUCAAAUUUGUGAGGGUUUAUUUAGGGUGAUUGAGAAGAGUUUGUCUUCUGCAUAUGCUAUAGUUUGCCAAACACAUAAUGAAACCGCUGGGAGCUCAAAUUCCAUCACUGAUGCCAUGGAAGCAACAACAGCCUCUUCUCCAACAAACUCUUCUAUUAACCUUCCACGAGAGUUCUUUCAGAUGCUGAUUGCUGUGGGCCCUUAUCUGCAUCGUGAUACUGAACUUCUUCAGAAGGUUUGCAGAGUGCUGAGGGCAUACUAUCUGUCUUCACGAGGCUUACGCUAUACUGCUUCAAAUAUGAUUUCUUCUGAAUCAAAUGAAACAAAGAGGUCUAAAGAAGCUAGGUUUAGGGUUGAAGAAGCGCUAGGGUCAUGUUUGCUUCCUUCAUUGCAGCUGAUCCCUGCAAAUCCUGCUAUUGGGCAGGAAAUUUGGGAAGUCCUUUCUCUUCUACCAUAUGAGGCCCGCUACCGGUUGUAUGGUGAAUGGGAAAAGGAUGAUGAACGAAGUCCUAUAGUUCUUGCUGCAAGGCAGAUUGCAAAGUUGGACACAAGAAGGAUCUUGAAGCGACUUGCGAAGGAAAACUUGAAGCAGCUUGGUCGCAUGGUCGCCAAACUUUCUCAUGCUAACCCAAUGACUGUACUUCGCACUAUUGUCAUUCAGAUUGAGGCUUAUAGGGAUAUGAUUACGCCAGUAGUCGAUGCUUUUAAGUACUUGACGCAGCUGGAGUACGAUAUAUUAGAAUAUGUUGUCAUUGAACGCCUUGCUCAAGGAGGACGUGAGAAGCUGAAAGAUGAUGGCCUAAAUCUCUCAGAUUGGCUUCAGUCUCUUGCCUCCUUUUGGGGCCACCUGUGUAAGAAGUAUCCUUCAAUGGAAUUGAGAGGCCUUAUUCAGUAUCUUGUUAAUCAGUUAAAGAAGGGCUCGGGUGUUGAGCUUGUUUUAUUGGAGGAGCUAAUUCAGCAAAUGGCGAAUGUGCAGUACACUGAAAAUAUGACUGAGGAACAGCUAGAUGCUAUGGCAGGAAGUGAGACAUUGCGAUACCAAGCUACGCUUUUUGGAAUGACGAGAAAUAAUAAGGUAUUGAGUAAAUCUACAAACCGACUGCGGGACUCCUUACUUCCAAGGGAAGAACCUAAGCUGGCAAUUCCUCUGUUAUUGCUGAUAGCUCAGCACCGCUCCAUGGUUGUCAUAAAUGCGGAUGCGCCAUACAUCAAAAUGGUCAGUGAGCAGUUUGAUAGGUGCCAUGGAACACUUCUUCAGUAUGUUGAAUUUCUUUCUAGUGCGUUUGCUCCUACAAACUAUGCUCAGUUGAUUCCUCCUCUAGAUGAGCUUGUUCAUAAGUAUCAUCUUGAUCCAGAGGUAGCUUUUCUCAUUUAUCGGCCUGUUAUGAGACUCUUCAAAAACAGGAAUGGGGCUGAAAUUUGUUGGCCUCUCAAUGCCAUUAGAGAUCUGAACAUGCCGAGCGAUGAAAAUGAAGAACUUCCAGUUUCAUCCAAUGAUUUCAUUUUGCAACUUGGCUCCCAGAAGCCAGUCAUCAGGUGGUCCGACCUUCUUAACACAGUGCGAUCAAUGCUGCCUUCAAAGUCUUGGAAUAGUCUUUCUCCUGAACUGUAUGCCACAUUUUGGGGCCUAACACUUUACGACCUUUACAUCCCUAGAAACCGAUACGAGUCAGAGAUAUCAAAACAGCAUGCCGCUAUUAAAGCAUUGGAAGAACUCUCUGACAACUCAAAUAUAGCGAUCACAAAGCGUAAAAAGGAGAAGGAAAGGAUCCAGGAGGUUCUUGAUAGAUUGAUUAAUGAGUUUCAGAAGCACGAGCAACAUGUUUCUUCUGUGCGACUAAGGCUAAGUCGAGAAAAGGACAAGUGGUUGAGUUCUUGCCCUGAUACUUUGAAGAUCAAUAUGGAGUUUCUUCAGCGUUGUAUAUUCCCACGUUGUGUAUUCAGCAUGCCCGAUGCCGUAUAUUGCGCUAUGUUUGUGCAUACAUUACAUUCACUUGGAACACCAUUUUUUAACACAGUGAACCAUAUCGAUGUCCUGAUCUGUAAAACACUACAACCCAUGAUCUGUUGUUGUACUGAAUAUGAAGCAGGCAGGCUUGGGAGAUUUCUCUAUGAGACAUUAAAGAUGGCCUACCAUUGGAAGAGUGAUGAGUCUAUUUAUGAACGGGAAUGUGGAAACAUGCCAGGGUUUGCUGUAUAUUACAGAUACCCAAACAGCCAGCGUGUUACUUAUAGUCAAUUCAUGAGAGUGCAUUGGAAAUGGAGUGGAAGAAUGACUAGAUUGCUCGUGCAGUGCUUGGAAUCUACUGAAUACAUGGAAAUAAGAAAUGCCCUUAUUGUGCUGACAAAAAUUUCUAGUGUUUUUCCUGUCAUUCGUAAGAGUGGUAUUAACAUUGAGAAAAGGGUAGCUAAAAUCAAAGGGGAUGAGAGGGAAGAUCUCAAAGUUUUGGCAACUGGUGUAGCUGCAGCUUUGGCUGCUCGCAAGAGCUCAUGGGUUUCUGAAGAAGAAUUUGGCAUGGGGCAUAUUGAUCUGAAGCCUUCAGCAUCACCUGCGAAAGCUCUUACUGGGAAUCAGGCCAUUGAUCCUCUAAAUGCAGCUAAAGAUCCAAUGGCACGCAUGAAAUCCUCAGAUAGCAGAGCAGAAAAAUCAGAAGGUGCUAUGCUUCCAAAAUCUGAUAUUUCACAACAAAAGCGUGGUGGCAUGUCUGCAAACGGGCAUGAUCACUCUUCACCAGCACCAUCUAAACCUUCUGGGGUAGAAGUUGGGUCUGAGGAACCAGUUACAAAGGCGUCUCAGAAGUCUAUGGUUGAGUCUGAGGCGAGACCUCAACAGAAGCGGACAACUCAGAACUCUCUUGGAAAGAUCCCAAAACAGGAUGUUGUUCGAGAAGAUGCUAAAUCUGGAAAAGAUGGAGGUGCAGUUGCUUCAGCUGCUUCUAAUGGUUUUGAUAUUCAUGACCCAGCCGCUAAACAACAAAAGAGAAGUGCUCUGACUGAAGAACAGGAUAGAGCGACUAAACGCAAGAAGGGAGACGCUGAAGGCAAGGAUGAUGAAGAAAAAACUCAUAUUCCAGAUCAUGACAAAAAUGCAAGUGAGGAGCAAAUUUCAGGUAGGCCAGAUAAAUCAAAAGAUAAAGGUAAUGAGAAGUAUGACAAAGAGCAAAGAGAUAAGAUCCGUGGGGAAGAUAAUCUUGAGAGAUUAAGGGAUAAGUCGGUGGAGAGAAGUGAACGUUCUACAGAAAGGAGAGAUGAUAGGAAUAAGGAGGAGAGAAGCAAACUGAGACACAGUGAGGCUCACAAUGAUGAGCGCUUUCAUGGGCAAAGUUUGCCUCCGCCACCACCUCUUCCUCCCAGUUUUGUUCCUCAGUCAGUUGGAGGCAACCGAAGAGAUGAAGAGAGUGAUAGAAGAGUAGGCAGCACUAGCGGCAGACAUAUUCAGCGGCUUUCUCCUAGACAUGAUGAGAAAGAAAAGCGGCGUUCUGAAGAAAAUGUUGUCUCAUCGCAAGAUGAUGCGAAGCGUAGGAGAGAGGAUGAUUUCCGGGAUAGAAAGCGCGAAGAACGAGAGGGGGCAUCAAGUAAGGUUGAUGAGAGGGACAGAGAUAAAGGAAAUCCACUUAAAGAAGAUAGUGAUCCUAAUGUAGCAUCCAAAAGGCGAAAACUAAAAAAAGAUCAAUCUUCAUCUUCUGAAGCUGGUGGGGAGUAUUCUCCUGUCAUCCCACCACCUCCCCCUCAUGGGGCGGGCAUUUCUCAAUCGUUUGAUGCCAGAGAAAGAGGAGAGAGAAAAGGGGGUAUGGUGCAGCAUCGAGCAGCUUAUGUUGAUGAAGUGCCAAGAAUGCAUGGCAAGGAAGCAGCAAGUAAGGUCAAUCGUCGGGACACUGAUCAAAUACAUGAAAGAGAGUGGGAAGAAGAAAAGCGGCAAAGAGCUGAAGCGAAAAGGAAGCAUCGGAAAUAGGCAUUUAAACAAAUAGCAAGCGAGGAUUCUCUUUUUGCAGACAAAAGGCUCCCGUGUAUGUUGUUGCAGUCAUCCAUGACUCAAAAGCAAAAAUGAGUGCAGCUGAAGUUGUCCUCACCAACAGAGUGGAAAACUGUAGAGAUUAUGAUGGUCAAACUCUGGUUACCGAGCGUGCGCAGAGCUUUACUACAUUUUAAUUUUAUUUUGAUAGGGAAGGCCCGCGCACUCCCUUUGUAACAAUCGGAUGUGUUUUAUUGGUUUGACACAAGAAUUCUUGAAAUGUGUAGUAGAUCUGUGAUGUAACAUGGUCGCCAGGUGUGGUGUUUUUCGCCAAUUUAUCUCGGGAUCGAGCUCUUUUUCUAUGUAUAAAAUGUCAGGAUAAGCAAAGAAAUUCAAAGAAAAUUUGUUGUUUUA